AUAAAAGGCAUUGAAGGCACAAAACUAGAUGACUACUUUCUUGACAUGAAGGAAAGGAAAAUAGAUCUCACUAAUCAAGCUGUUUCAGAAAUUCUUUUGAAAGCCACAGAAUACAUUCAGCCCAAUCCAGGCGGUGCACUGAUCGAAAUGGGCAAGGCCAUGAAGCUGAUGGCGGAGGUGAAAGAAUCCUUUGAUAUUAACGUCAGGGAAACCUUUAUCGAUCCACUCCAGUUAGUCCACAACGAAGAUUUAAAACAGAUUUCGCAUCACCUGGAGAGGCUGGAGGGCCGCCGCCUGGACUACGAUUAUAAAAGGAAGCUUGUUGGAAAGAUCCCCAACGACGAGAUCACACUAGCAAUGGAAAAGUUCAAGGAGUCCAAGGACAUGGCAGAGAGAAGCAUGUUUCAUUUUUUAGAAAAUGACAUAGAGCAACUCAACCAGCUGGCCGAGUUUGUCCAGGCGGCUCUAGACUAUCACCAGCAGUCAGCUAACAUCCUGCAGAUGCUGCAGAGGAAGCUGCGGAUUCAAAUCACGGCUGCUUCCACUCUGGGCAGAAGAAACUUCAGGCCACAGCCCCUGAGAAGGUAUCCAAGUGCACUCAAUGUGUCCGCCGCCUCCUCGAAAGCAUCAGGGCCCUGGUCAGUUUGGCUCAGUGGAUAAAGCAUCAGUCUCAAACAGAAGAGAUAUUGGCAUAAAACGGAUCAGGAGGAGGCCUCUUCUGAUGAGAGUGUAUCUAUACAAGUGGAUGCAAAAGUCAUGGCUUCCAAGAGCUCCAGCAACUCAGAGGACCCAUCUCUGUAAGCAGUGUUUCUCAGUUUUGAAAGAUAUUCUGCACCUGACUGAGUCACAAGCAGCAGACUUUGA
Molecule: messenger RNA, 864 nt
Organism: Pipistrellus kuhlii (Kuhl's pipistrelle)
Lineage: Eukaryota; Metazoa; Chordata; Mammalia; Chiroptera; Vespertilionidae
Product: endophilin-A3-like
Cellular component (GO): cytoplasm
Molecular function (GO): protein binding
Source: RefSeq, a predicted model, not a curated record